Messenger RNA from Anopheles maculipalpis, 928 nucleotides. RefSeq names its product probable 18S rRNA (guanine-N(7))-methyltransferase. Gene Ontology annotation, cellular component: nucleolus. NCBI's taxonomy places the organism in Eukaryota, Metazoa, Arthropoda, Insecta, Diptera, Culicidae. The coding region runs from base 74 to 910 and encodes 278 amino acids. The record is from RefSeq and is a predicted model, not a curated record. Gene Ontology annotation, molecular function: rRNA (guanine) methyltransferase activity. Gene Ontology annotation, biological process: rRNA (guanine-N7)-methylation. The transcript is spliced from 3 exons.
CGGUCCAUCAAAACAAACCGCAUGCGUUUCGUACACAAAAUAAGGCAGAGCAAAAGUAUAGAAAUUUGUUUAAAUGUCCCGACGUCCCGAACAUAUCGCUCCGCCGGAGAUUUUCUACAACGAGGAUGAAGCGAAAAAGUAUACGAACAACACACGUAUCAUCGACAUCCAGGUACAGAUGUGUGAACGAGCCAUCGAACUGUUGGCUCUAGAUCCGGAUGACGAUUCACCACAGCUAAUCCUUGACAUCGGUUGUGGUUCGGGUCUGUCCGGAAGUGUACUGGAGGAUCAAGGACACUUUUGGAUCGGAGUCGACAUAUCGAACCAUAUGCUGGACGUAGCACUUGAUCGCGAAGUCGAGGGUGAUCUGCUGCUUGGAGAUAUGGGACAAGGGAUGCCUUUUAAAGCGGGUACCUUCGAUGGAGCGGUAUCGAUUUCCGCCCUGCAGUGGCUCUGUAAUGCGGACAAAAAAUCACACGUCCCACCAAAACGUUUGUAUCAGUUCUUCAGUACGUUGUUUGCCAGUUUGACUCGCAAUGCUCGAGCCGUGUUUCAGUUUUAUCCGGAAAAUGCAGAUCAAAUCGAACUGGUGACUUCGCAAGCAAUGAAAGCCGGCUUCUACGGUGGUAUUGUGGUGGAUUAUCCCAACUCUACCAAGGCGAAAAAAUACUUCCUUGUACUAAUGACUGGCGGGGUGGCUAAGCUUCCUGUGGCGCUUGGUACGGACGAUAGUGCCGGUCAGAUUGGAUACAGUCGGAAGCAGGCAGAAUAUGCAAGGAACGCACGAGGCAAACCGUUGAAAAAGUCACGCGAAUGGGUAUUGGCAAAGAAGGAGAAGCGAAGGCAGCAGGGUGUGGAAACACGUAAAGAUUCACGAUUCACCGCAAGAAAGCGAAGCGGUCGGUUUUGAAAUAUAGAUAUCAUCCAC